Messenger RNA from Yarrowia lipolytica CLIB122, 4314 nucleotides. RefSeq lists its product as uncharacterized. Gene Ontology annotation, biological process: establishment of cell polarity; positive regulation of G2/M transition of mitotic cell cycle. The record is from RefSeq and is a predicted model, not a curated record. Gene Ontology annotation, cellular component: cytoplasm; cell septum. NCBI's taxonomy places the organism in Eukaryota, Fungi, Ascomycota, Dipodascomycetes, Dipodascales.
AUGGAACGACUCAGCCAUGGAGGCGGCGGAUCGCUCGCCGUGGUGACGCAGUCGCCGCCGCUCAACCGCCGGCUGUCGGCAGAGCCCCCAACCUCGCCCCAGACGUCGGCCUCCCCCAACCGCAUCCAACCGCAAUCGCGUGCCGUGGCCCAAGAGAUCAACGCCAUCCAGACGCUCAAGCGGCUGUCUAUCGGUGCCGCGCUGACCACCGACCCGGACCUGCCGGACGCCUACCACUCGUACCACGUGGCGCAGGCGCUGGGCAUUGACAUGGACACGGACGAGUUCCAUGAUGCAGCUGAGACGACAGACGUGGUGGGAGUGGGCCGCUCGCGGUCUGCGGGAGCGGGAGCCGCUACUUCGCCCACGCCCCCGGCACGCACACUCGCCAGACACACGUCACUGGACACCCCCACCACACCGCCCCGACGGCGCUCCUCCGCCCGCAAGUCGUCGUCUUCCUCAAGCUCGUCCCCAGACCGAAACUCGCUGCUGUGGGUCCCAGCGUCUAUCCAUCCGGAGCUGGCUCCGCAGGAGUGGAAGACGUUUGUGGAAAACAAGGUGGCGGGCAUGGAUGAGGAGACAGACACGCGCCGGCUGUCGGCGUCGUCGCUGUCAAGCUUGUCACGAUCUCCGUCAGCCACAUACACCCAGACUGACGUGGGAGAGGCCAACGUGGAACACAAGCGCAAGUCGGGCCUGCAACGCUCAAACUCUCGACUCUCAAAACAAAUCCGCGACCAGGAGGACUACACAGACGGCUCCGAGAUUCUGGAGAACCGACGCAGAUCGUCGCUAUUGUCCACCUCAACGCUCGGCUCCGUCACCAUCGAGGAGCUGUCCACGCAGCUGUCCCAGUUGACUACACAGCAGACGAACGCAGAUCCGUUCACACUGGCACGUUCGCUGUCGGUGUCACGAGAUGGACAAACGUCGCCCCAAAAGCUGCAGCGCAAAAAGACUCUGGACUCGUCUCCGGGAGUGGACUCCAUCCAGGAGGAGGAAGAAUCCAACACGCCGCUCAUGGGUCUGCGACGGGCCAAGCGGACCAACUACUCCAAGCCGAGUAGCAUUCGUCGUGCUAGGGCCGAGUCUGCCGCUCGAGAUCGGAACCCCUUUGAUGCUGAUUCGCCCUCUCAGACUCAGACUCAGACACCAUCACAAUCACAGGUUGCGGAUCCCGCCAUUGAUCCCGCUGAUCCUGUUUCUACAAUCGUGGAUACUGCGGACUCUCUUCCUCCUACUCCCCCGCCUAAGGAGGACAAGUAUCUGCAGGACAAACAGCUGCACGUGGAUGUUGCUGUUGACAAGCCGCCAUUGAUGGCUCCCCUCGAUGGCUUGGACAAACCGGUGCCUUCUCUUCCGCCACCAGCAGCGGGAGAAGACUUGGACGUGAAUGUAAACGUGGACAAGCCCAUGCCUCCAAUUCCUGGAGGAGUCGUGGGAGCAGUUGGAGCGGUGGACGACGGGGAGGUCUCACCAAACUCUCCGGUGCAAGCCGUUGAGCAGAUUUCUCCCAAGCAGCAGAUUCCGCCCGAACAGGUGUCUCCUACUCAGGUUUCGCCCAAACAUGUGGUUUCCAAGGAGAGUGAGCCAGAAUUGGUGUCUCAUACUGUGACAGUCACUGCUCCGGCUUUGGACAAGCCGCUUCCCGACGGAAAGCCUCCGCAUGCUGCUCAGGCUCCUUCUCCUGCGCCUCCAACAGUUCCUCUUCCUGCUGCUCCCGAAGACGACAACGGCUUCUCGUUUGAAGACGACGUUAAGCAGAGAAGACGAGGUGCUCCUGGCGGUCCUCCUCCGGGCCCGACACCUGUUCCGGUUACCAGCUCCGUCCCUGGCCCUUCCUCUGGCCCUUCUUCUGGCCCUGGCCCUGGCCCCAGGCCGGAUAUGGCUGCCCCUCCUCCUCCAGGACAGGUACAGGGUCCUCGAGAUGGUCCUAUGCCCCGAGAUGGACCCCGAGAUGGACCCCGAGAUGGACCCCGAGAUGGACCCCGAGAUGGACCCCGCGAUGGACUCCGAGACGGUCCUCGGGACACUCACGGACCUCCCCACCACGGAUACCACGGUGGCCAGCCCAUGCACCGACAACAUUCACAUCCCCCGCAUCAACAACCACAUUCUCAGCAUCCCCAGCAACAGCAUCCCCAGCAGCAUCCCCGGCAGCAUCUCCAGCAGCAACAACAUCAACAGCACCAGGGCCCCCCUCCUGGUUAUAAUGGACCUCCUCCGAAACACAAGCGUCGAGAUCGUCCACAUGGCCAAGGUCAUCCACAGCAGCAGGGCCCCUAUCCCGCGCCCCAGGGACAGCAGCAGGGCCCGUACCCUGGACCUUCUGGGCAACACCCCGCUCCUCACCAGGGUCACCAGGGAGGUCCCUACCCUCCCGCACAUCGGUCCAGAGGCCAUGCCCAGGGCCAACAUGGGCUGGCGCAUGGACCUCAGAACCAUGUCCAGGGUCACGGGCCGAACCACGGACCGAACCAUGGCCCCCAGGGUGGGCACGGGGGUAAUAGCCCCCAGGGCGGACACGGUCACAGCCGGCCCCAGCAGCGUCCUCCAGGACGAGGCAAGCCGGGAACUCAUGGGGGACCUCCUGGACCGUACAAGCCGGGCCACAAGUCGAGCCACAGCCACAGUCCCGAGCUGAAAAGUCAUCCCGACUUCCCCUCGACUUCAGGGUCCUCCGCGGCAUCCAGAGACCCGUCUCAUGCUCGAGAUGGAAGCACGGCGUCGGAGCCCACCCCCUCUACUGUUGACUCGCCGGACCAACACGCGCCUCCCUCACCGCCUCAGCCUCUGCACAAGGAGCUGAGUUACAAGGAGCUUCCCAUCAACAAGGAGGCGCCAGUGGUCUACCGUAUCACGGACGAGCAGCUGAUUGGCGGAUCAUCGUUCAACUCGCCAUCGAUGAUGGGCCAGACGACUGACGUGCUUUCGUCGAUUCCACCGUCAGAGCAGCUAUACGGCCGAGGGCGCUCCAACACGGCUCCCAGCAGCGACGCCGGCUACGACUCGGAUGGCGAGGUGACCAAGACCAAGUCCAAAUCGAAGAAGAGCACGUGGGGCUGGCUACUAGGCGACAAGGACAAGGACGGCAAGGACAAGGAUGGAGGAAAGGACGCCAGUAACGCCGAGGACGAGGUACACGCGCCGGCGCAGUCUUCCAACCUCAUCAAGCGCAAGGUCAAGGGCAAGAAGGACGCAGCGACCCUGAUCACGUCGUUUUUCAAGAAAGACAAGAAGGGCGACGACGACAUUAACACAGCAGGAGAGGACAAGCGGGAGGACAAGAAGGAGGUGGACCAGAGAGAGCAGAGAGAGCAGAGGGAACAGAGGCGAGAGCCAGAGCUUCCAGUCGACGUGCAGCAGCAGGCAACAAACUCUCCUGUUCAGGCCGUCCCUGUGCUGGCUCCCUCCUCAUCGCAACCAUCGCAAUCUGGACAACCCGGCCGUCGAGGAACAGCACCUGCAGCUGCUUCGUCGGCUCCCGAGGACCGGUCCCGAUCUCAGUCUCCGUCUCAGCGUCGACGGAUCCAAAAGGCACGCAACUCCAAGAGCCCCACCAAGCGACGACGCGACAAGAACAAGUCCAAGUCUGAGCACGUGCGAGCCGAGCUGGAGCGACAGGACGACCACAUGGACGUGGAUCGGACCGUGGUGGGCCCUGGCUCAAAGGAUAUGGAGGACACUGUUCCGUCUGAGUCCAGUGAUGGAUACAUGGACCCUGCGCAGCAGCAGCAGCCCAUGUACUCGCCCAUCGAUCCGGCUCUGUUCGAUCUGCCGUCCACUUACAUGAAGCCCAACAUGAUGACAGUGAUGGACUACGAGACUCCGAUUUUCUACUCGGGUCCCGCAGUUCUGGUGCCUCCCGGUGCCGGACGGGCCAUGGUCAUGUACUACCAUCGGUUCCCGCUGCACAUUGAGCGGGCCAUCUACCGGCUGUCUCAUUUGAAGCUGGCCAACCCUCGUCGCCCACUGGUGCAGCAAGUGCUGCUGUCCAACUUUAUGUACGCAUAUCUGGAUCUCAUCAACCAGGGCUACCAGCAGCAGCAGCAGCAGUACGAGGCAGGGGCUGGUCAACUGGGCGCCGGAGCCGGAGCCGGAGCUGGAGCUGGAGCUGAUGGAGCUGCAGGAGAAACCACCGAGUCUGUCGAGGCCGACGACUACUUCUCUGAAGGCACCUAUGACCAGAUGGUGGAGCAGAAUGCGUACGCUGCCGUUGUGGACGAUGACGCCAUGGGCAGUCCUGUAAGCACCAGCAGUUCCAGCAGUAGCUCCAGCAACGAGGAGUACUGGCACGAGGAGGGACAUUAG